AUGGCGGGGGAAUUUGACCAAGUGGCCAUGAAAAUAGAUAUGGAAGAUCACACUCCAAGUUUUGCUUCUACUAACACUCCUUCUGUGACCAAUCCGCCCCAUAUUAUAUCUGCCUAUAAAGAUCCUCAAUCAUUACCUAUUUCUUCACACUCUAUCUCCACUAAUAUACUUCUAUAUACUACUACUUCUCAUAAUACUCUUAAUACUGAACAAAAACCUUCUUCCCCCACAACUUUGACAAGCCCAAAGCACUCGACUAACCAAAAUGAGCAACGCACUUCCACUGGUUGCCUAACACCCACGAAUUGUUGCAACACAACCAGUCCACCCCCUUCACCAAGCUCAGUCCUGGCUGGAACAAGGUCUGGAGGGACAUGCAGUUAUGUUCACACUGAUGGUCAAUGGAGAGGAAACAUUGAUCAUACUACAAAACCAGAAUUCCCUAGCACAACUGAUUUCGGAGGAUGGGUUGGUGGGACUUGGGAUUUGAACCAGUUUAAGAAAAAUGGAGAGACUAAUUGGGAUUCUGUUAUUGAUGCUGAGGUUAGGAGAAGGAAAUGGUUGGAAGAUAACCCAGAGUCAUCAAGUAAUGAAGCUCCUGUGCUUUUUGACACCUCCAUUAUUCCAUGGUGGGCAUGGAUGAAGAGAUUCCAUCUUCCUGAAGCUGAACUUCUCAAUGGUCGUGCUGCGAUGGUUGGCUUCUUUAUGGCCUAUUUUGUGGAUAGCUUGACCGGUGUAGGCCUAGUUGACCAAAUGGGCAACUUCUUUUGCAAAACACUAUUGUUUGUAGCUGUGGCUGGUGUGCUUCUGAUACGCAAGAAUGAGGAUAUAGAAACACUCAAGAAGUUGGUAGACGAGAGUACUUUUUAUGACAAGCAGUGGCAAGCAUCUUGGCAAGACGAGAACUCAAGCAGUUCAAAGGACUCUUGAACACAUUUCUCACAUAAGUGUUGAUUUUCAUAUAUUCGGAAAAUUGCAAUUAGGUGAUGGCACCAUGCUAGUCAGAAGGGAGCGGAAAAUUGUAUUCACCAUUUUGUUUUAGUUCUUAAUGUAUCUUCUUUCCUUUCUUUUUUUUUGUUUUUGUUUUUGACUAUGAUUUUUUUUCCCCUAUGUAGUGAACAACUUUUUAGCUGAUCUAUGAUAUUAUUUUGUCAGAUGGCAUAGUCAUGCUUCAAA
Lycium ferocissimum is the source of this 1176-nucleotide messenger RNA. Its product is annotated as light-harvesting complex-like protein 3 isotype 2, chloroplastic. The transcript has 4 exons. The record is from RefSeq and is a predicted model, not a curated record. NCBI's taxonomy places the organism in Eukaryota, Viridiplantae, Streptophyta, Magnoliopsida, Solanales, Solanaceae. Bases 1 to 930 code for a protein of 309 amino acids.